AUGUACGUGGAACCCACACUCUUGUUCAACUACACGUAUCCGGUCUACGCGCCACUGUUCCAUUAUGUGCCCAAUAGGUUCCAAUUUCGUGCCAAUGACACUCCUUCAAUCUACUCGCCCGUAGAUACCACCAGUGGAGGGCCGACCAAGUUCCCGGGUACAAACUGGACGCUCACCUUUGACAAUGGCGACUCGCAGUACCAGUCGGCUGGCGCAGCAGGGAUCGGCAACGCCACCUUACACGGCGGUACUUACGAUAUGAUCGCGUGGAACUAUACGGGCCAAAACGCCUAUGUGUGGCGCGAGACGGACGACCCAACCCCAUCAGACCUGGUUCUUAUGGUCGAUGGCAACUAUGUGCGAGGUACCAACAUGCAGGCGUUCAAUGCCAACUCGCAAUGGAACACAAAACAAAACUACACCUCCCACCGCGUCAGUUUUGGUAUGCUCAUGGCCAAAGACAUGACUCUCGAUGUGCAUGCGAUCACGCUUACUCAAGGGUUGGUAACCAAUGCCUCAACAAUGGACGAUGUCUACAUUUACUCAGACCAGUUUGUGGUGGAUGGCCAACUCAACCCCAACUUUGAUUGGACUGCCAACGGGGGAUCUGGCGGCCGGACUGCCCAAAAAGUGGGCUGGGAAGUGUCCACUACACUUGAAGCAGCUGUCAACAAUAGCAAUAGCUCACCUCAACCUCCAAUCAACUAUACUUCCGCCGCCUUGAACUGGAACCAAGAGAACCUCACUGCCCAGGUCUCUGUCAAUAUUCCCCACAACACGUCUUAUGCCAUUGUCCAUGGCAGUCUUGGGUCAGGUUGGGGAAGAUGGGCCUUCACGUUUAACCAGCCAAUCCCCUGGCCCGUCCCCCCACAGGAUACUGGCGUGUUGCUUGAGUCUGACAACUUCACGGUCUUUGUGGAUGCGGACUUCAUGUACAACAUCGCCGACGUCCCCCUCCUGACCGUCCCCCUGGACCCGACCCUGCAAUACAAUCUCGUGAUAAACCAGGCCUAUAACGCCACUGCCAUGGGCCAUCUCUCGUCCCUCACAUACUACUCCGCCAUUGCAAACUCUUCGCAAACCGACACAUCCGGUACCUCAAGUCCCAAUGCACCUGCUGCCAACUCUGCAUCGUUGCAGCUGAGCAAAGGAGCAAUUGCCGGCGCGGUGGUGGGCGGCAUCAUUGGCGCUAUUGCAAUUGCAGCCGCGUCGUGGUACUUGGGCGCCUACUGCAGGUCCCGUCGCAGAAGGAAGAUGUCACAGGCAGACCCGGCCACCUUUGAGAUUGAUCACAAUGUCGAGGCAACCCCAUUCACUGACAACGGCGGAUAUUCCGAUGUUUCAACCUCUGUUACCGGCGGAACGAGCAAGAAUGCGCGUACCUCUUCGGAACCCGAAUACCGUACCCGUCAACCUAUCAUCGAAGAAGAUGCAGAUGACGCAGGCAUCAUGGGCGACGACGGCCUCGAGCGCCUCCCACCCAUCUACCAGCCCCGCUGGGCCAACGCCAAGGCCACUGCUGGCGACAACCUGCUCCAUGGACCGACAGGCGACGACUGGUCAUCCAUGGCUGGCUCAUCGGUUGUCGAAUCCACCAGCGGCGCCCCACUUAUGCGCGAGAGCACGAGAACGGGGGUCACAGGAGUCGAUUACUCGACUACUGCCUCAACUCGCUCAACGGACCCUCGAUACUCGGACGCCAAGGAUGAGGUCCUGGGUUUGCCUCUGCCGCCUGGAGCGGCGGCCCCGGAAGGGGGUGACGGGCCCCUCAUGUUUACACCCAUGAUGUUUGGUCCUGAUGGGGCUAGCAAGCCGCCGAGGGGAGAGUAA
Messenger RNA from Apiotrichum porosum, 1830 nucleotides. RefSeq lists its product as uncharacterized. NCBI's taxonomy places the organism in Eukaryota, Fungi, Basidiomycota, Tremellomycetes, Trichosporonales, Trichosporonaceae. The record is from RefSeq and is a predicted model, not a curated record. The transcript has 5 exons. The coding region runs from base 1 to 1830 and encodes 609 amino acids.